Ustilago hordei is the source of this 3144-nucleotide messenger RNA. Its product is annotated as related to NOC3 protein, required for maturation and intranuclear transport of pre-ribosomes. Gene Ontology annotation, cellular component: nucleolus. Gene Ontology annotation, molecular function: chromatin binding. The transcript has a single exon. Gene Ontology annotation, biological process: DNA replication initiation. The record is from RefSeq and is a predicted model, not a curated record. The coding region runs from base 1 to 3144 and encodes 1047 amino acids. NCBI's taxonomy places the organism in Eukaryota, Fungi, Basidiomycota, Ustilaginomycetes, Ustilaginales, Ustilaginaceae.
AUGCCACCAAAACGCAAAGCAGCCCCGUCCUCGGGCGCCGGUUCUUCGGCCAAACAGCCAGCCACCAAAUCCAAACGAGCACCCUCUCGCAGACCUGCUCCAAAGCUUGCCGCCCAGCUAGACAUGUACAUCCGACGCUCCGAUGACGAAGAUUCCGACAACGAUCCUAUCCCGCCUAUCGCUGCAUCCUCCUCCAAGCCAACUCGAGCAGCUAAUGGAGAGAUCGAAUACGAGCCUGAAUCAGAUGAAGCUUCUCAAAUCGCCUCUUCCGACGACGAGGAGCACAAUGAGGAGGAGCCAGAGGUGAAGACCGUUUCUGCAGCCAACCUAGCUUUCCUUUCAGGCCUCGAUAACAACAAAGCCAUCGAUAUCUCCCAAAAGGUCGCAAAGCAGAAGGCAAAAGAUCUUAAACGGUCGGAUAGGAGGCAAUUUGAUGAGACACGCAAGAGGAUUGCUGCUCAGAAGAAAGCAAAGUUGACACAGCCCAUGUCUGAAGACGAGCAUAGUUUCGAUGACCAAGACUUUUCAGAUGAGGAUUUCGAGGAUAUGGAAGAGGAUGCGCAGGUGAUGCCGAGGGAGAAGAAGAACUACCAAGAAUACAGCGAUGUUUCCGAGGGUGAAGAGGUUGGCUCUUCUUCCAGCGACCAAGAGGGGGAGGUGGCAGCACCGGUAAAGGGCAACAAGAAGAACAAAGGGGAGGAUGAGGAUACGGAAGCAGCAUACCUUGCAAGAUUGUGCAAGAGGAAGGCGAGAGAGCAAUAUCACGAGGAGCAGGAGCAUAAGAAAAGAGCUAAUGCAAAGUUGCCCGUUCGUAAACUUGACGGCCAUCUUUCAGCCUCUGAAGGUCCAGAUAGCAGCGACGACGAAGCAGAGGAUCGCGAGGAAUACAGACAGCAAAGCGAACCGGAUGGACUCAUUUCCUCGGAUGACCAAGAGAAGCCUUCCUCUUCAAAGCCAAAGAGCCGUGCAGUCCACGCCCCUCUCCCCGCCAGCGCCACCGCAGACGACUCGGACUCGGACACCAAACCAUCCAUCCCCACCCGCCCAACCAUGCCACACUCCAGCAUCACCCAUUCUUCCCGCUUCCACCUCACCGCACCCUACGAAAUCCUGCUCACCUCCCACACAUCCCGUCUACCCGCACCACCCUCCACCACUUGGCCCCGCAAAACCCAGCUGCACUACCAACGAACCCUUCUCUCCGCCCAACAAUCCACCCUCCUCCUCGCAAAAAACCAAAUCGCCUCGCUCUCAUCCCAAGUCAUCGCCGACCCCGAAGUCAACCUUGGCUUGCUCCGCCGUCUUGCCGUCUUUGCAUCCCCCACCAUCUCAGCACCACCCGAAAAGAUUCCCGAGAUCCGCGCCGAAGCAGCAAGCCUCAAAGCUGAGGGGAAAGCACAUCUCGCGCGGCCGACCAAGAUUGAAGUCCUAGCCGCGAUUCGGCAGCUGGCCAUGUUGUCUCUGCUGGCGAUAUUUGUGGAUGUUCUACCAGGAUAUAAGAUUCGGAGUUUGACGGAAAAGGAGCAGGAGGACAAGGUGGGACAGGAUGUUGCGCGCAGGAGAGAGUUCGAGUCCGGUCUUGUCUCUGUUUAUCGCGAUUUCCUCGAACUAUGCGAAGAUGAACUCAAAGCGGCAAAUCCAACCGCUACUCCAAUGAAGAGCAAGAAACCAGCUCCCGGAGUUGGAAAGCUAGAAAAGGUAGCUGUCAAGAUCUUCUCAACCCUAGCUACGAGAGCGGUGCAUUUCAACUUUCGACAAAACAUCCUUGGUGUUGUAAUCUCCCGUCUUUCCCGCCGGACUUGGGGUUCGGAUGAAGAAGGAUGUUUCGAAGCGAUCAAAUCCGUCAUUCUGAGCGAUUUGACGGGCGAAGUAUCUCUGGAAGUAGUCCGUCUCAUUCACCGAAUGACGAAAGAAAGACGUUACAAAGUAAACUCUCGCGUUUUCGAUCUUCUCCUUCACCUCCGUCUACGUUCCGAGUUAGGCAACAAACGAUCUUCCACCACCGCCUCCACCGAUCCCGAAGCCGAAGCGGCCAAAGCUGCAAAAGAACAUGCUGAGCGACGAGCAGCCAUGAAAGCCCGCCAGAAGAAAGGAAAAGGCGGCGGCAAAGAGGCAAACGCUAAACUUGUUCGAAAAGGUCUUGCUACCCAUCUUUCCAAGAAACAGGUCAAGAAGCAAAAGCAGUUGAAAGAGAUUCAAGAAGAGAUGAAAGAAGCGCAAGCGACGGUGGAUUUCGAGGAGAGGGAGAGGAAUCAGACCGAGACGUUGAAGUUGCUUUUCGUGUUGUAUUUCACCGUCUUGAAGGCAGAGGUUGGCAGUGUCGGCCUAGGGGUCUUGCAGAGUGUCUUGAUGGGGUUGAGCUCCUUUGCUCAUCGAGUCAACGUCGACUUUUUCAGGGAUUUGUUGAAUGUGUUGAAGCAUCAUGUGGUAGUCAAUUCUGCUCUGCUCGACGAUUCAGCACAGCCAAACGACGACCAAGAUGGUUCCGACUACGACGAAGAAGGCGGAAAUGUAUUGUUGGACCAAACCAACCUAACCCGUACGAUCAGGCACAUCAUAAUCUCGCUCAAAACCACUUUCGACCUCUUCCUGGGCCAAAUUGAAGGCAGUAUCCUCAAGCUCGACCUAAGCGACCUGCUAAGUCACUUUUAUCACGUACUAUUCUUCCUCCCAUUCGUAUCCGAAACGCACCUAACCGCCACCUCUGCCUCCACCAAUGCCACCAGCUCAACCAUCGUCGAUCUUGCUCUGGACUCACUCUACGCAAUCCUAAUCAAGUCCCACACGCGCUUCUCACCCUGCAUCCUUGCCUCGUUCGCAAAACGGUUAGCUAUCAUCUCUUUGCACCUUGCUCCCACCGCCACUUGUGGACCGAAGAAGCUUCUCGCCUUGAUUGCCCACCUGCUUGCAAAACAGAGUACAUCCGCCUCGGCCGACUCUCAACUUGCACUCUUGGAUCUACAAGAUAGAUCGAGAAACGGCAAGUACGAUGCGCUGGGGAGCAACUUGCAUAAUUCCCGUGUGUUGGAGAGUGGACAGAGUAUACUCUGGGAAUUGACGCUGUUAAGGCAAAUGGGAAAUGCAGAGGUCAAUGUCGAAGCCGACAGAGUGUGGAGUCUCAAAGACUCGAACCAGCAGCACUAA